Diorhabda sublineata is the source of this 5421-nucleotide messenger RNA. Its product is annotated as importin subunit alpha-3-like. The transcript has 6 exons. The record is from RefSeq and is a predicted model, not a curated record. Gene Ontology annotation, cellular component: cytoplasm; nucleoplasm; nucleus. Gene Ontology annotation, molecular function: nuclear import signal receptor activity; protein binding. Gene Ontology annotation, biological process: NLS-bearing protein import into nucleus. Bases 239 to 1792 code for a protein of 517 amino acids. NCBI's taxonomy places the organism in Eukaryota, Metazoa, Arthropoda, Insecta, Coleoptera, Chrysomelidae.
GGUUACAGGUUAAAUUACUUUUAAAAAUAGAAAGUUACUAGGAAAAUGGUGGUCAGCUAUUAUCUAAAGUUAUAAACAACUAGAUACUUCGACCAACAAGGUUUCGGGGAAGUGAUAAUUGAAAUUUUAUUAUUAUACAAAACUAUUUAUGUACAUUAGUUGAAGAUAAUUAAAAUAGAAUAUUCAAAAUAAUAACCCGGCUUUUUCCUCGUGUUUGGCAUUGUCAAAAUCGUAAAAAAUGGCGGAUCCUGCUGCUUACAAAAAUCGUCUACAAAAUUUUAAGAACAAAGGAAAAGAUCAAGAUGAGAUGCGAAGAAGAAGGACUGAGGUUACAGUGGAACUUAGGAAGAAUAAACGCGAAGAAACUUUACAAAAAAGACGUAAUGUACCGGUCGCUGAUUCAACAGAUGAAGAUGACAUUGAAAAAUCUUUAUCAAACACCAAUUUAGAACAGCUAGUUGAACAAGCAGCCACAGAUGAUAAUCCGUCAGUACAAUUGAUGGCAGUACAGUCCGCUAGAAAACUGCUCUCUUCAGAUAGAAAUCCGCCUAUAGACGCUCUAAUUGAUAGCGGAAUUUUACCGAUUCUUGUUAAAUGUUUAGAAAGACAAGAUAGUCCAUCGUUACAAUUCGAGGCAGCUUGGGCUCUAACCAAUAUUGCAUCCGGUACAUCAGUACAAACAAACAAGGUUGUAGCAGCUGGAGCGGUACCGUUAUUCCUCAUGCUUCUCCAUUCACCUCACCAAAACGUGUGUGAACAAGCCGUUUGGGCUUUAGGUAACAUAAUAGGCGAUGGUCCUAUUCUCAGAGAUUACGUUAUAGAAUUGGGCGUAGUGGAUCCGUUAUUGUCAUUUAUUAAACCCGAAAUACCUAUUUCGUUUUUGAGGAACGUCACGUGGGUUAUUGUGAAUUUGUGCAGAAAUAAGGACCCGCCGCCGCCUAUAAGGACGAUAGAAGAACUUUUGCCAGCUUUGAAUGCUUUAAUUCAUCAUACUGACGUCAACAUUUUGGUCGACACGGUUUGGGCUCUAAGUUAUUUAACAGACGGCGGUAAUAGUCAAAUUCAAAUGGUAAUAGAUAGCGGCGUAGUACCGAAACUGAUUCCGUUACUUAGCCAUAAAGAAGUAAAAGUACAGACUGCGGCACUUCGAGCUGUCGGUAACAUAGUAACUGGUACAGACGAACAAACUCAAAUAGUACUGAAUUGCGAUGCUCUCAGCCAUUUCCCAUCAUUAUUGGUGCACCCCAAAGAGAAAAUAUGCAAAGAAGCCGUUUGGUUCUUAUCGAACAUCACCGCUGGUAAUAGAUCCCAAGUUCAAGCGGUCAUCGACGCCGGUCUUUUACCUAAAAUUAUACUCAAUCUCAGAAAGGGCGAUUUCCAAACGCAAAAGGAAGCCGCUUGGGCUAUUAGCAAUUUGACGAUAGGCGGUGAUAAACAGCAAGUCGCCAGGUUGAUACAGGAAGGGGUCAUACCCCCAUUCUGCGAUCUCCUCAAUUGCAAAGACGCCAUGGUUAUACAGAUCGUCCUCGAUGGUAUUAACAACAUGUUGAAACUGGCAGGUCCGCAAGCCGAUCAAUUGUGUACGAUGAUCGAGGAAUGUAACGGUUUAGAUAAAAUCGAAAAUCUACAAAAUCACGACAACAUCGAUAUAUACAAAUUGGCUUACGAAAUUAUAGAACAAUAUUUCGGCGGAGAGGAAGUCGAAGAUUCCAAUAUAGCGCCAACAAGCGGCGAAAGCGGUUUCACUUUUGAUCCCAAUACGAACGUUCCAAACGAGGGUUUCAAAUUUUGAUCGUUCAAUUAUUAAAAUUAACAAACAAAAUCUAUUAAAACAAAAAAAAAUAAUAAUAAAUAAAAAUCUGUUCAUCAUUAGCCACACACUGGGAAAAGUAACCGAAAGAACGGAUGGGAGAGAAUGAAUAUGGGAGAGAAAGAGAGAGAAAGUGAUAGGGCGUCGCUUCUUCACUUUAUAAUUAAACGCUACGUUUAUACAUAUAUUUAAAUAUGUACGUUCAUUUUAAUUUAAACAUGUAUAUAUAUAUAUAUAUUAUAUAUUUUUAUAUAUACCACGAUUUGGGCUUUAAAGUAAACCAGAUUUUUUUUUAUUUUUUAGGAGACAUUUUCACACAAAUUCAAACACUUCAGUUGAUUAUAUCGAUAAUUUUACGAAAUUUUGAAAUAGUAUGAUAAUCAUUGAUAAUUUUCGCGGAAUACUGUAUUAAUUGCAACGUUUUAUAAAUUAAUAUUUUAUCUAUAUUAAAAGUAAUAUUUUGAACCGUUUGGUUAUGGUUAAUUGGUUAUUACGACCCUUUGAAACGUUAUCAAUCAAAUCUGUACAAUUCCUGAAUUAUUAAGUUAUUAUAAUAUCUGGACUAUUAUAACCCUUUUAGGAACAUUCUAAGACAUUUGUACAAUUUCUUAACCGUUAAGUCUUUUUGUCAAGUUUCUAGGUCAUAUAUGUACAUGUUUUGGACUAUUAUGACUUUUUGAGAACUUUCCGUACAAGUUCCGAACUAUUAUGACCUUUUCUUAACUUUCUAGGCCAUAUCUGUACAAUGUCUGAAUUAUUAUGACUUUUUGGGAACAUUCUGCACAAGUUCUGACAUCAAAAUUUUACAUUUUAUGGAACACUAGUAUAGUUUGAUAACUUUCUAGCUCAAAAUAGACAUUCCUGGAACUUCAUCAAAACUUCAAAUAUAUUCUAAAUCAUUUUUGGAACAUUUACGACAAUUCACAUGAAAAUUUUACAUUUUUUGGAACAUUAUGACGUUUCAAAACCACACUAGUUUAAAAUUGUACAUUUUUUCGGAAGAUUAUGACAUUUUAGAUAAGUUCUGGAACAUUUUACAUCAAAAUUGUACUUUUUUCGAACAUUAUGACAUUUUAGAUACGUUCUAAAUUAUUUUUGGAACAUUAUGACAUUUCAGAACCUUCCUAGUUCAAAAUUGUACAUUUUUUGGAACAUUAUGACGUUUUAGAUAUAUUCUAAUUUAUUUUUGGGACAAUUGGCACAUUAUAUGGAACACUAGUCUGUUUUGGGAGAUUUCUAGUUCAAAUUAGGACAUUUUUGGAACAUUUAGAACAAUUCCCAUCAAAAUUUCACAAUUUUUGGAACAUUUUUUGAUUCUAUGGAACUAAAAUAGUAAAUUUUCUACGCAUAAACGAAAUAUUUAAGUUUUUGAAAAUUAUAAUUGGAAAUAUUCUAAAUCAAAUUUUUACAUUAUUAUGAACUUUUUGGAGGGAAACUGCACAGUUUUUAUACAAUUGUGACAUUUCGGAAACAUUCUGAGAAAAUAAAAGAUUCCAAAAAAAAUCGAAUCUUAAUUGGAAUAUUUUGAUAAUUGUGUGAAUAGAAUUUUUAAAUGUACAAAAAGGACCUCAACUAUAAAUUAAAGUCAAAAAUAUACGAAAUAAAAAUUUUUUUAAAAUGAUCGUACAUAAUAAUAAAAAAAAGAUCUGAGCAUGAUUUGCGACCCUAGUUAUUUAUUUAGUUUUUUUUUUUUUAAUAUUGUGAGAACUAUACGGAUUAUUUAUACAGAAAACGUGAAAAUUAAAAACGGUAAAAAAUAACGGAAAAUCCUCACUUCCGGUUAAAUGUUGUGAUGCGAUAAAAGUCAUGCGCAGAUUUUGUGACAAUUUACCUUGUAAUUUAUAUGAAUCAUGAUAUUAAUUUUUUUUUCAAUGUUCCAGACUGUUUUAUAAACCGAUGCCAAAACGACUUCAUACUUAAAAAUAUUAACCUUCGAUACAAUAAUAAAUAUACAAUGAUUGAAGGAAGUUUCAGAUCUGGCGAGUAUGGUGGUUGUACAAUGUGCGUCCACACUAUAUGGGGACUGUAUAAGGGCGAGAAUCGUCGAUAAUUGAUUAAACUGAUCUUCUUUGAGGAGGUUUUCUAUUGUGAUCGAUAGGUCAUCUGGAUAGGUAAUUAUCCCCAUGAUUUCAACCGGUGGAGCUUGUUUGUACUCAUAUAUCCGUGAAGUAGUCUUCCGCCAUGUAGAUGAAAUAUUCUGGGCACUUUAUUUCCGUCGACGAUCCUUGUGAAGACUUUCCGAACCCAUUUCUCCUUCGACCAUUUCUACCAACUUUUUUGGGCACUAAAACUCCUUUGAUGAUAACUGCGGAGCCUUUUGGAACCAAUUUGGUUUUGGAAUAGUCUUCUAACAAAUUUUCUAAGCACUGGAAGUCCUUUGGGAAUCCUUGUGAAGUCUUUUGGAACCCAUUUCUCCUUUAAGUAGUCUUCUAACAUUUCUACAAAAUUUUUUGGGCACUCAAACUUCUUUGAUGAUCCUUGUGGAGCCUUUUGGAACCAAUUCGGUUUUGGAAUAGUCUUCUACCAAAUUUUCUAAGCACUGUAAGUCCUUUGGGGAUCUUUUUGGAACCCAUUUCUCCUUCAAACAGGUCUUCUAACAUAUCCACUAAAUUUUUUAGGCCCUCAAACUCCUUUGAUGAUUCUUCUUGUGGAGCCUUUUGGAGUUUUCUACCAAAUUUUUUAAGCACUGGAAUUCCUUUGGAGAUUCUUGUGGAGCCUUUCGGAACCUCUUUCUCCUUCAGUCUUCUAACAGUACUACCAAAUUUUUUUGAGCGCUCAAACUCCUUUGAUGAUCCUUGUAGAGCCUUUUAUUUAUAACGAAGUUCGUUUCAGUCAAAAAUAUCUCUAUUUCUACUUUAUAGUCAACCAUUUUGUUUUACUAUUUAUGCUACGUAUGACGUGAUUGAGAUAAAAUAUGACAUAUGGCGUGUUUAAAGUGACAUACAAAGCGGUUGCGGUGACAUUACAUGAUUAAAUCGACAUGACAUAAUUUAGUUGACAUAUGACGUGUUUGCGAUGACAUAUGACGUGAUUGACGUUGUCGAUACGAAUUUUGUAUUACUGACGAUUUGUGUUGGUUUAUAAUAGUCUGUAUAAUUCGUGGUUUUUGUUGUAAGGUGAAAUUAUUUAGGAGAAGGCUGUUGAUCCAAUGAGCUUGCAUACUAUUUGUUUUUUGUUCAUUAAUAACAAUUUCGAGUUACCAAUAAGACUUGUCGAAGAAAAGAAGUGUAUCGUAUUAAUGUAGAUUUUUUUUGUAAUUUACAUGAAAUUUUCGUAUCCAAUAAGUAUCCAAGCGCAUUGUUGUUUUUUUUUCUUUUUUUUUUUUAAUCAUUUAUAAAUAAUUUAUGAAAUUGGGACUGCUAUGAUAUAUUGCUUUUUGAAAUUAUCAAUUUUUUUUGUUGUUCAGUAUUUGACGUUUGUAUUAUAAUUGAAAAAAUUAUUUUUGUUUUUUUCGAAAAAAUCCAAAAUCGGUCGAGGUUAUUUCCAACUUCAUAAGUAUUGAAAUUCAAGUGAUGUCGCGAUCCUUUUCCUAAUAUUUGAUUGAAUAGGAAAAAUACUUUCAGUUGUAAAUAUAUAAUAGAAUAAACAUCAAAUAAUUUAAUGUUCGUAUU